This is a messenger RNA of Cucurbita moschata (crookneck pumpkin), 1243 nucleotides long. Its product is annotated as protein OSB1, mitochondrial-like. Gene Ontology annotation, molecular function: single-stranded DNA binding. NCBI's taxonomy places the organism in Eukaryota, Viridiplantae, Streptophyta, Magnoliopsida, Cucurbitales, Cucurbitaceae. Gene Ontology annotation, biological process: mitochondrial DNA replication; positive regulation of helicase activity. The transcript is spliced from 4 exons. Bases 161 to 970 code for a protein of 269 amino acids. Gene Ontology annotation, cellular component: mitochondrial nucleoid. The record is from RefSeq and is a predicted model, not a curated record.
CCUAAUUUUCGCGAGAUAAUUAAAAGGUCCACUGGAAAAGCAAACGUGCUCGUCGGAAAAAUGCGCCAAGUUCUCCUUCGAAAGUACCGGGAAACUCAGCCGAGAAAACUGGACUGAUCGCCGUCAAGGUCGCCGUCGACGUCCUCCGCACAAUCGUCCGAUGGCUAUGAGGGCCUUUCGCCAUCUACUUGCUCUUAGACAAGUAACUGUAUCGCCUUUGCCGCCGGUAGCGUUCUUCUCUUCGUUUUCGUCAGUAAGCACUAAAUCGACGAACUGCGUCGCCACUGAUGCCAGUGACGGAGGUUCGGUGCACAGAAAUCGUCUAAAAUUUAAGUGGAACUCGGCUAAGUUCGUUGGUACGGUGGAACAGCCGCUUAAAGUGCAUACCAGGAAUGGCGACACAGUUUAUGCUUGGACAUUUCUUCGAGCUAAAGUCUCCCCUGAUUCUAACAGCAGUUCUAGGAUUUUGCUGAAACUGUGGGAAGAAAUGGCUGAAUCAUACAUUGAACGUCUUAAACCGAAUGACUUCAUUUAUGUUGCUGGUACUUUAGAGUCUUAUAAGAAGGCUGAUAAGUGCGGGAAGUCUUUCUUAUCUUAUGAGUUAACUGUGUCAGAGUUGAAUCACAUUCGACAAAAUGCUCGAGGCUCAAAAAGUCAAGAUUCUCUGGGCAUGAUACAUGAAGAGGGUACUACAGGGUAUGCUUGUAAGGAUAAAUGCAGGGAACGCCUGCAUUUGUGGCAAGUGUUCUUCAGCAGUCCACAUGAAUGGUGGGAUAACAGAAACCAAAAGCCAAAUCCGAAUCAUCCGGACUUUAAACACAAGAGUACUGGCGAGGUCCUGUGGCUGCGGGCAACGGACCCUCCAUGGAUCGGAAAACAGCUCGAAUUACUCGACACCAAGAUGGUAAAAAAAGAUGAAGAUGAUCAUUUUGGUUCUGAUUCUAGCAUGUCCAAGUGGUUAUGUAGCUGAAGAAGCCUUCUUGCAGCCGAGGUAUCGUGUGCUUUCCUCAUUGCUUCUUCUGCUUGAACAAUAUUUAAAUGAGCCCAAAAUCUGUUUCAUAGAUAGAUUGUCACAGUCCAAAUAGGAACAUUGAAGGAGGAAAGUCGAAACAUUAGUUUGUAUAUAUGUAAUGUUCGUAGUGUAAGGUCGACAAAGCGAUUAAGGCUCAAACGAAGCAAAUGGAUCAUCUGUAGAUUGAAGUUACAUGUAAGAGGUAUUUAUUGGCUUUUCAUCUUCCCUCUA